Molecule: messenger RNA, 2542 nt
Organism: Podarcis raffonei (Aeolian wall lizard)
Lineage: Eukaryota; Metazoa; Chordata; Lepidosauria; Squamata; Lacertidae
Product: protein SOGA3-like
Exons: 7
Coding region: 392-2413 (673 amino acids)
Biological process (GO): regulation of autophagy
Source: RefSeq, a predicted model, not a curated record
CCCCCGCCGAAACGAGCAGCAACUGGCCAAGCACCGGCCCUUCCUCACGCCUCCCUCCUUCCCACCCAGCCUGGGAAGGGCAGUGGGCGGGGACCGCCGGCUGACAGGCAGGCCGCGCCUCUCGAAGGCGCCGAGCUCGGGGCUCCCGGCAGCCCCCCAGACGGAGGGCGGGCGGCUGGCUUUGCGCUUGCUCAGCCGCCGCCCAAGUCCGGGGGGAAGCCGGCAGGUCUCUCUCUGCAAAGCGAGGGAGGGAAGGAGGCAGCGCCGGCUCCUCCAUCUUCUUGUGGCGCAGGGAAGGGGCAGGCCCGGGCGGGAGGAAGGAUGCCCGCCAAUUGAGCGCCUCGCCUCCCAUCCCAGAAGGAGGCCGGUGCCGUAGGGGCGGUCGGCCCAGAUGCAAAGCAACCAGGGCGACGGCAGCGCCUCAGCGGAGGAGCUGCCCCAGCCUGCGCCUCCCGCCGCCUCGCCGACCCCGUCUCCAAUGGCGCUGGCUGGGCCCGAAGAGGGCAGCGGCCGCGGCGGAGCCCCGGGCCCCGAAGGCGCCUUCAGCCUAAACCCUGGGCAGCAGCUGCAGGAGGAGAUGGAGAAGCUGCAGGAGGAGAACGAGGCCCUCAAGAAUGAGAUAGAUGAGCUGAGGACUGAGAUGGAUGAGAUGAGGGACAGCUUCUUUGAAGAGGAUGCCUGCCAGCUGCAAGAAAUGCGCCACGAAUUGGAGAGGGCCAACAAAAACUGCAGGAUCCUACAGUACCGUCUUCGAAAGGCAGAGCGCAAGAGGCUCCGCUAUGCACAGACCGGGGAGAUUGACGGAGAACUUUUGCGAAGCUUGGAGCAAGACCUGAAGGUUGCAAAAGACGUUUCAGUGAGACUUCACCAUGAGUUGGAAAACGUGGAAGAAAAACGUACCACCACAGAAGAUGAAAAUGAAAAGUUAAGACAGCAGCUGAUAGAAGUAGAGAUUGCUAAACAGGCUCUGCAGAACGAACUUGACAGGAUGAAAGAGCAAUCCAUGAAAAGAAGAGGAAGCAAAGACUUGCAAAAAUCAGAAAAAAAGUCACAACAGACACCUACUGAGGAGGACAAUGAAGAUCUGAAAUGCCAGUUGCAGUUCAUCAAAGAAGAAGCUACCCUGAUGAGGAAAAAGUUGGCCAAAAUAGAUAAGGAAAAGGACAGAUUUGAACAUGAACUACAAAAAUAUCGGUCAUUUUAUGGUGAUCUAGACAGUCCCUUACCAAAAGGGGAGGCUGGAGGCCCACCUACCACAAGAGAAUCAGAACUCAAGCUUCGUCUGAGGUUAGUAGAGGAAGAAGCCAAUAUUCUGGGAAGGAAAAUAGUGGAGCUGGAAGUAGAAAACAGAGGGCUGAAAGCAGAGCUUGAUGACUUGAGAGGAGAUGAUUUCUCAGGGGCAGCCAACCCGCUCAUGGGGGAGCAGAAUGAAUCACUCUCUGAGUUACGGCAGCAUCUGCAGCUAGUUGAAGAUGAAACGGAGCUGCUGAGAAGAAACUUGGCUGAUGUAGAAGAACAAAACAAGCGCAUCACAGCAGAGCUGAACAAAUACAAAUACAAGACUGGGGCUCAUGACACUUCAAGGCAUCACGACAGCGCCAAGACAGAAGCGCUCCAGGAGGAGCUCAAAGCUGCCCGCAUGCAGAUCAAUGAACUCAGUGGUAAGGUCAUGCAACUUCAGUAUGAGAACCGAGUCUUGAUGUCCAACAUGCAGCGCUAUGACCUGGCCUCUCAUCUAGGGAUCCGGGGCAGCCCCAGGGACAGUGAUGCUGAAAGCGAUGCGGGGAAGAAAGAAAGCGACGAUGAUUCUCGUCCUCCACACCGCAAGAGGGAAGGUCCCAUCGGUGGGGAGAGUGACUCAGAGGAGGUCCGCAACAUCCGCUGCUUGACCCCCACUAGAUCCUUCUACCCAGCACCAGCAGGGUGGCAGAAAAGCUUCACAGACCGGCAGCAAAUGAAGGACAUCCGCUGCGAAGCGGAACGCCUUGGCAAGACGAUUGACCGCCUGAUUUCGGACACAAGCACCAUAAUAACAGAGGCAAGAAUUUAUGUGGCAAAUGGGGACCUGUUUGGACUUAUGGAUGAUGAAGAUGAUGGCAGUAGGAUACGGGAGCACGAACUUCUUUACCGAAUAAAUGCCCAGAUGAAGGCAUUUAGAAAAGAGCUCCAGGCCUUUAUUGACACACUAGAAGUUCCAAAGUCUUCAGAUGAUCGAAGUACAGAUGAACCUUUGUCAGUGAGUCAGUUUGUUUUGUUUUGUCCAUCCUUCCAAGAUAAGAAGUGCAAGAGCUGUAGUUUCUGUAGUAAUCGCUGCUGUAAAAACACUGAAGACUACUCACUGGAAAGAAGGGAUGCCAGCCCUCACAAGUCAAAUAAUAUAGAACACAAAAGAAACAAAAUCCCCCACAACUGAACCAGAAUUGUGCUCAACCAAAAAGCUAGGAUAUAUGUGUGACUGGAGCCCUUUCCCCUCCUCACUGCAUUCCCUGCUACGUUACAUCUGAACUGAAAUACUGCUGAAAGGAUUCUUCCUCUUCAAAAG